CGAGAAAAGCCGACAAAACCCGUUCUCUCACUAGGGAAACCUUGUUUAUUGCCGCUGCCCUCAUACAGUGUUAGCGGCGCAGUUUUCCACCUAAAGAAGACGGAUCGGAUUUUCAGUACCAACUAGAAAGUCCAGUUCGACCGACCGAGAUGUCACAGGAGCAUGACAAUAAGCGUGCGGUCCUGGUUCUCCAGAACGAGCUGGGUUAUGGCGGGCAGCGUCGCUCCUACACCACAGAAGAUGAAGCCUGGAAAUCCUUUCUGGAGAACCCGCUGACGGCCGCCACCAAGGCCAUGAUGAGCAUCAACGGAGACGAGGACAGCGCCGCAGCUCUGGGCCUGCUCUACGACUACUAUAAGGUGCCCAGGGAGAAGAGAACAAUAACCCAGAGCAAGCCAGAAGCCCUGGUCUGUGAUGUGGAUCCUAACAAAAGACACCAGAUCCAGGCCGGACACUCCAUAGCGCCACAUCACGAAGGGGGGAUGGAGAACAGGAUCCAGGUGCUCAAGGGGCCCUUUAAUAUUCUCCAGCUGGCCCCGGACAAGAGAUCCCAGUUCCCCUCCCCAGACACAACCGUCACGGUUUCUGUCGCUAUGCCGAACUACCCGUCCGUCAAGACAGAGGUGCCCUCCCACGGCUUCUCGGUGACCGUGCCAAACAACUGUGCCGAAACCGACGUCUUUGACCGCCAGCUCAACCACAACACGGUACAGUUCAGCCCCAGCACCCAGUCCCGCACGCCCCCCGACUCCACCUACUCCGAGAGUUACAAGGAUGGUUCCCAGGAGGUGUUUUCCUUCCCAGGGGAUCUCCAGUUACGCAUGUCCUCCAUGGCGCCUGAGGACUACACUCAGUUUAACACCGUGCCGGGGAACAACUUCGAAUACACCCUUGAGGCGUCCAAGUCUCUGCGUCAGAAGACAGGAGACGGGACGAUGACGUACCUCAACAAGGGCCAGUUUUACCCCAUCACCCUCAGGGAGGUUAACAACAAAGGAAUGCGGCAACCCAUCACCAAAGUCAGGAGUGUAGUGAUGGUGGUGUUUGGAGAGGAGAAGUGCAGAGAUGAUCAGCUGAAGCACUGGAAGUACUGGCACUCCAGACAGCACACUGCCAAACAGAGGUGUCUAGACAUUGCUGACUACAAGGAGAGCUUCAACACCAUUGGCAACAUCGAGGAGAUUUCCUACAACGCCAUUUCCUUCACCUGGGACACCAACGAGGAGGCCAAAAUCUUCAUCUCCGUCAACUGUCUGAGUACCGACUUCUCCUCCCAGAAGGGCGUGAAGGGUCUUCCUCUGAACAUCCAGAUUGACACCUACAGCUACAACAACCGCAGCAACAAGCCCAUCCACCGCGCCUUCUGCCAGAUCAAAGUCUUCUGUGACAAGGGGGCCGAGAGGAAGAUCCGAGACGAGGAGAGGAAGCAGUCCCGCCGGAAAGGGAAGGUCCCAGAUCUCAACCCCAGCCUGGCCUUUGCGGAUGUCAAAGGUCCCAUCCUCCAGAAACGCAACGAUAUGACCAUCUUCAAGAUGCUGAACGACCACGAGACGCAGCCUGUCCUCUUCAUCCCUGACGUUCACUUCUCCACCUUCCAGCGCCAUCCUUACCCAACAGAAGAUGGAGAGGACAGCUCGGGCAUGAAGAGAUUACCCUUCAGUGAUGAAGAGUUCGGUGCACCCCCAAACAAGAUGGCGAGAGGAGAGGAACCAAAGAAAGUCCUGCUGUACGUGCGCAGGGAAACAGAGGAGGUGUUUGAUGCCCUCAUGCUGAAGAAUCCCACGCUGAAAGGCCUGGUGGAAGCUAUUUCAGAGAAGUAUGAAUUACCUUUGGAUAAGGUUGGGAAAGUCUACAAGAAGUGCAAGAAAGGGAUCCUAGUGCACAUGGAUGACAACAUCAUCCAACACUACUCCAACGAAGACACCUUCCAGAUCACCAUGGAGGAGAUGGGCGACAUGUGCAAACUCACCCUCACUGAGAUCUGAUUGGACGAUGCCAGCAAUAGAGGACCAAUGAAAUGGAGCUGUCAGAAGAAGUGGUUUACACAUCUUGCUACGCAGUGAUUAUGGACUUGAUCUGACACUUAAAUCAUAUUGUCUUUGUGCUGCAUUAAUUUCAAAAGUCAGGUAUUUAAAAAAAGCCACAGCUCUUCAUGGAUCGCAAUGUUGAUUAGGUGUGUAAGUUAUACAUUUUUGAUUCAUUUUAAACCUUUCUCUGUGUAUACGACUCAACAAGUGAGUCCAGGUUUUAUUGUAUACACAUUUAUUUUGUAUUCAGUAAGUUGCACCUCACAGAGUUGUGCCUAAUUUUGUAAAUGUUUGUGCAGAGCAUUUGUGUGUGGCUGCUAUACCUCAUGCUAUGCAAGCAGCAGUGUUUCUUUUUAUGAAGAGAAACGACUCGUCUUUCCCUUCCUAAAGCCAUAGCACUGAUGAUUACAAUCCGUAAAGUUGGGUAUUUUGCGCACAAAAUGAAGACGGCAAAUUGUUGAUAGAGCCCCCAGUGGUUCAGUGUAUUAAUACUAAACAACAUGGCAGUAUUCGUUGUGUAAAACUCUCUUCAACCGUCAUGCAAUUAGGGUAGAAUAUUGUAAAUGAUUGUGAUUAUUUCUUUAGUGUAGGAGACAUGUUUGUGAAUGAAAUUAUGAUUGAUUUUUAAUCAGGUCGAUAUAAAAAUGGCCUCUAUGUGAGUAUUAAAUAGUCAUUAAAUACAUGAAUAACAAUGCUAAAAAGCGUCCCUGUAGAGUAGGUUUCUGAAGGUUGAUGAAAUAGGUCAAUCAAUGUGUAGUGCAGUCAGGCUGUUCUGGAAGUGCAAUAUGAUAUUAAGGGUCAGACACAUUCGCAAAGAGAAUCUCCUCUAUUGCCAAAAAGAAAUUCAUAUCAUCUGGUUUAAAAAAAGGAAAUAUUUUUGUAUAUAGCCACUGAAAAAACUGAUCGAUAUGGUCUCUCCUUUUGUAUCUCAGUACUUAUUGUGUAUAUAUUUAUUAUUAAGAGAAUGGAUGUGGGUCCUUGUUUUUUUUAAUAUCCAAAUUUCUAUUAUACCUAUUAAUAUAAUGUUUAUUUGCUUUUUAUAUGAAGUUAUAUUAACAUUACAUGUCAAGGGACAAAAAGAUAUUAACAUGUUUUUAAUUGUUGUUGUUUUUUGUAAAGGAUUUGAUGCACAAACCGCCCAAUAAAGGCUCUCCAGUAGCUUC
Messenger RNA from Trematomus bernacchii (emerald rockcod), 3190 nucleotides. RefSeq names its product grainyhead-like transcription factor 1 (gene grhl1). Gene Ontology annotation, molecular function: DNA-binding transcription activator activity, RNA polymerase II-specific; RNA polymerase II cis-regulatory region sequence-specific DNA binding. Gene Ontology annotation, biological process: regulation of transcription by RNA polymerase II. The record is from RefSeq and is a predicted model, not a curated record. Lineage: Eukaryota; Metazoa; Chordata; Actinopteri; Perciformes; Nototheniidae. The transcript is spliced from 16 exons. Gene Ontology annotation, cellular component: nucleus. The coding region runs from base 150 to 1985 and encodes 611 amino acids.